Molecule: messenger RNA, 3836 nt
Organism: Salmo salar (Atlantic salmon)
Lineage: Eukaryota; Metazoa; Chordata; Actinopteri; Salmoniformes; Salmonidae
Molecular function (GO): GTP binding; protein binding
Source: RefSeq, a predicted model, not a curated record
GAUCCCUCAAAUGUCAAUAGAAGGGCAGGCAAAUUUGAAGAUGAGUGAGGAAGAGCAGAGAGAGACCAAUAAAUUCAACUGCACUUUCCAUGGUGAUUUGGCACUAGAAAACAACCCUGUCACAUUUGAAGAUGCCAUCAAGGUGUAUGCUGGCCUGCCAUUUCUGCUAGGGGAGAACGGAGAACAUGCUGUGCCCAUGACCGCCUGGCUCUAUCCUCUCAAGAACCUGGACUCUGCAGCUGCCCAGCUAGUCAGGCAGAUCAGUGUUUGCCUGGUGCGUCGCGCACAGCGACUCUUGGACGGACUCGACAAUACUGAUGUACAAUGCCAGGACAUGAUGAAGGAAGACAUGGCUAUCAAGUUCCCUGAACUCAAAGCCAAAAUCAACAAGUUCAGGGACUUGUGCUCAGAGUACAAGCUGGUGUUCCAGAAAGGUCUCUGCAAGGUUCUUCCCAACAUAAGAGGAGGAGGAAUGGAGGAGGAAGAGCUGAUAAAAAUGCUCAACAGCAAAGAACGUUCUCCAUUCCAGAAUAACCUCAUGAUCACGUACCUGGACGACAGAGAGAGAGAGAUGAAUGUUGUUCGCUCUUACCUUGACAUAAUGAAAGAGGUACAAGUUGUGUGCUCAAGCAGUGAAUUGGAUGGAAUAGUGCUUGAUAAAGCUAAUGAUUUUGUAGUGUGUUUUGCAUUUUCCUAUUUGAAGGAGAAAGAAGAGUAUGUGUUAGACUUGGAGAACUACUUGCUGGAAGAAUCAAAAAGUGAUUUUUCACUGAUACCUUACAAUCCCAACGCAGCCGGGAAGACUACAGCAGAAAAGUGGUUUCGCUCGGGGGAGGUAACGACCCUAACUAGGCAAACCAUAAAUCUGUUCCUAGACUUCAAAGAUUCAAACAAAGGCAGAGAAAAUCUUGCAUUCUGCAUUGCAUCAAUUCCAAACAAACACCUCACUGCUUCCUCCAUCCAUGUCUAUGAAAGAGGGACACUUUUGAGUCAACAGUUUGAGCUGCCAUCAAAGCCAGGUGUUCCCACCAUCAAGAGUCUGGAGCAUGACUGUGUCCACUUGCAAGUCAACCCUCCCAACCUUGGUGUUACCUGUGUGGAGUCGUACCAGGUUUUGUACCAGGCUGAGCAGGCUGACUCUGAGUGGACAGAGGUGAAAUCGGAUGCUACAACUAACCAGGUCACCAUCAGUCGUUUAGACCCUUACAAAAAGUACCGCUUUAGCUGCAAGGCAGUGUGCAGACCUGGUGUGAGCCUCUCCAGUGACUGGACAGAAUAUUUCAGGACCCGCCCAUGUAGCCCCCCUGGACCACCCACAAAGAAGAGGAUAGAAUCGGGAAGUAUCAGAGUGAACUGGGACAUUCCUACCAUGGUGGGAGAUGAUGUUGAAGUCAUUGGUUAUGUGGUUGAAUACAGAAAGAAUGUAAAGGCUAUAGACAAUCAGAUGUGGCACACCAUGAAAACCACCACUAGAGAGAGUACACUGGAAGGACUUGAGGCUGACACUGCAUACAGCAUCAGAGUCUUUGCUAACUGUGGCGAAGCAGGGAAUAGUCUACCCAGUUCUGAGACUGUGCUGACUACCCUUAGGGUCUCUGAUCCCCAACCGAAGACGAGCAAAUCAACCAGAGCAAAAAGUGAGGAGUUCCUCACAAAAUCCCAGAAGGUGGAAAAGGGCAACCCCUCAAUCCACUGGCUGAAUCUGGAACAGAAGUUGGGUGUAAGUGACAGUUUUGACCAGUACAGAUUUGGGAAGAAAGUUGAGCAAGGUAAUAACAAGGUGAUAUUGCUUCUGGGGGCCACAGGUGCAGGAAAAACAACUCUGGUCAAUGUCAUGAUAAACUACAUUCUCGGGGUAAAGUGGGAAGAACGUUACCGCUUUAAGCUCAUCCAUGAGGUGACCAACAGAUCACAGGCUGAGAGCCAGACUGUGGUUGUGACAUCAUACGAGCUCUACAACCAGCCAGGCUUUCAGAUUCCUUAUUCUCUGACCAUCAUUGACACACCAGGGUUCGGAGACACCAGAGGAAUGGCUCAAGAUAAAUUGCUCACCCAGAUGUUGAAGGAUUUCUUGUGUCAUCCUUUAGGGAUUGAUCACAUUGAUGCACUCUGCUUUGUAGUGCAGGCAACACUUGUUCGUCUCAGUCCUUCCCAGAGAUACAUCUUUGAUUCCAUCCUGUCCAUCUUUGGAAAGGAUGUUGCUGAAAACAUCCUGAUGCUUGUGACAUUUGUAGAUGGGAAGCAAAUACCGGUGCUAGAGGCCAUCAAAGCUGCAAAUCUGCCUUGUAAGAAAAACAAGAAGGGGCUACCAACCCAUUUCAAAUUCAACAGUUCAUUUGUGUUCUCAAAGGAGACGGAGAGCAGCUCUGAAGAGGAUGAUUCCAAUGAUGAUCAUAAGGCCCAGUGUCCAGAUCAAUGGAGUUCAACUUUCAAGGAGAUGAAGAAAUUUUUCCAAGCACUGGAAAGCAUUGAGAGUAAAGAUCUGACCCUGACAAAGAAAGUUCUGGAAGAACGUGAGCUUCUGGAGAAGACAUUGACACACCUGACCCCUCAGAUCACAGCAGGUCUGUCAAAGCUAAGUGAGAUCAAAAGCUUCAAACAGUGUCUGGAGAACGAGGACGAGAACAUGAAACAGAACAAAGAUUUUGAAUCUGAGGUAAAUGUGCUGCAGGUGAAGAGAAGCAAAUUAUCCCAAGACUUUGCAACAAACUGCAAGAUAUGCAAUUUCACAUGUCACACCUGCUGUUUCCUCCCAAAUGAGGAUGAAAUCAAAAGUUGUGCCGUGAUGGAUGAUGAUGGCAACUGUACCGAAUGUCCAGGAAAAUGCUCUUCCACUGACCACGACAGGGAAAAAGUCUUGUUGACAUAUGAAACAAAGACUGAGAAAAGGACUAUUCAAGAACUGAAGGACAACUUCAUGAAGGCAUGGGACAAGUCUAAUGAAACCAAGGAGAUGCUGGAUAAACGUGAGGAUGAGUUUCAUAUGAUUGAGGACGCGCUGAUGAAUUUGAUCAAGCAGUCUUCUGACUGUCUCAAGAGACUUAAUGAUGUUGCCCUGAAACCAAGCUCUCAGUCCACUGUGGAGUACAUUGAGAUACUCAUUCGCACAGAGGAGGACGAACGCAAGCCAGGCUUUGAGGAUCGGAUCGUAGAGUUGAAGAAAAUGAAGGGAGAGCCUGAGAUUCUGGAUAAGAUUGCAAAAGGAGAAGAUUUACUCCCAAAUGAGCGAAAAUUCAUGAAGGAUAAAAAGGAUAGUCGGCAGGAGGUUCCAACAUAAGUCAGGGAUGUUGUCCUGCUAACAUUAUCCGGAAACAAAAUUGGGUCUCUAUUUGAACAUCAAGCUUCCCAAUAUUGUAGGAACGUUUGCGUUUGUUGGGAAGAUCCAACUGAGAUGUGGGGUUAAUUGGAUUUGUAAAUAAAACUCAGCCUUGUGUAAAGCCGUAUGUUAAUUUGUCCACCUCAAAGUAACUGAACAAAAAUGAGGGCCUAAUUUAGAUCUAGAUUAAAUCAGAACUGCAUAGAAAAUCAUUGGUUUUGUUUAGGCAAUGUCAGAGGUGCAGGGCUGGCCCUCCCAUUAGGCAAGAUUAGGCGGCACUUGAUUUUGGGGUGGCAUUUUGACAAUUGGCUGCUGCCCUCCAGCGCCCCUGAUCGGCUACUACAUCACCAGCGGCACCCCAGCCACCAGCUCAUUAGCGUUGCUGCAGUUCCCGCCCCCACCCCAUUCCCGCUUCUCCUGAAGUGCAUUCCCACUAUCCUUGGUAGCUAUGUUGACGUGUGUGUUUUAUGUGGGAUUAUCCAAUUGUGAAACAAUAAUAAAAAGGAAUCUGCCAAUGAAA